This is a messenger RNA of Capsella rubella, 989 nucleotides long. RefSeq names its product mediator of RNA polymerase II transcription subunit 22b. Gene Ontology annotation, biological process: regulation of transcription by RNA polymerase II. Lineage: Eukaryota; Viridiplantae; Streptophyta; Magnoliopsida; Brassicales; Brassicaceae. Gene Ontology annotation, molecular function: transcription coregulator activity. The transcript has 3 exons. Bases 121 to 597 code for a protein of 158 amino acids. Gene Ontology annotation, cellular component: mediator complex. The record is from RefSeq and is a predicted model, not a curated record.
UAAGAUAUAUAUAUAUAAGCCCAAUAGUUAAGGCCCAAUAAUACUUAUUUCCUGUCCGUUUUGUGGGUCACGUGUCUACCAUAGCCAUUUCUCUUCGUGUAUCUGCAAAGACCGGCGCCGAUGAUGAACAAAGGCGGUGGUUCUGGGGGCGGAAUGGCCGGAUCCGGUGGAGGUAGUGGACCGACGGCAGCUGCUGCGGCCGCGGCUUUACAGAAGCAAAAGGCGUUGUUACAGAGAGUAGAAUCUGACAUCACCUCUGUUGUCGAUAACUUCACGCAAAUCGUCAAUGUCGCAAGGGUGAGUGAUCCGCCGAUGAAGAACUCGCAGGAAUCAUUCAUGAUGGAGAUGCGAGCUUCGAGAAUGGUUCAAGCAGCUGAUUCUAUUCUGAAACUUGUAUCGGAACUGAAGCAAACCGCUAUUUUUUCUGGAUUUGCAUCACUAAAUGACCAUGUAGAACAAAGAAUUGCAGAGUUUGAUCAAGAGGCCGAGAAUACAAAUCGAUUGUUGGCUAGAAUAGCCGAUGAUGCAUCUGCCAGUCUAAAAGAGCUAGAGUCACACUAUUACUCUUCUGCUCAGAGAUUGGAUAUAGACAUCUGAUAUACAACAAUGGCAGGAGGCACUAGUCUGUACCAUUAACAGAUAGACAAUUUGGUUCAUAAAACAGAUGAAACAGCAUUAGUAGAAGCCAUUAGAGGAGGAUAUGCAAUUUGAAGUCAUGGACAAGGACCGUUUUUGCACAAUCCUUUCCCCCUUUAUCACAUUUCCUCCACCAUGCUUUCAUUGAUACUAUAAUAAUAUGUAAAAUCUACUGUUCACAUUUCCUUCACCAUGCUUUCAUCGAUGAAAAUAUGUAUAAUCUAUGGUUCUGACUUCUCAUAGUUUCCAAUCUGAUGAACAAGCCUUGCUGUUUUCACUAGUUAUUACUGAUUCUGUGUUGUGUAAUCCUUUUGUACUGUUCUUCGCUUGUUAUAUGAAAAUCCCAUUUCAUA